This is a messenger RNA of Emiliania huxleyi CCMP1516, 1499 nucleotides long. RefSeq lists its product as hypothetical. NCBI's taxonomy places the organism in Eukaryota, Haptophyta, Isochrysidales, Noelaerhabdaceae. The transcript has 8 exons. The record is from RefSeq and is a predicted model, not a curated record. The coding region runs from base 117 to 1499 and encodes 460 amino acids.
CUCGUCGCUCUGUCGACGUCUGCCCUGCCGGCAGAAACCGUCGACGACAUCAACCCAGCCGCUCGCGGCCUCGCCUUACCGCCUGCCUACUCACGCUCGCAGGUACAGCCGCUGCCAUGGAGGAGGCCGCGAGACGCGUCCGCUGCUGCAUCAUGUUCUUCCUGCUCGCCCUCGCGGGCGCCCACGCCGCAGCAAAGGGGCAAUUUCCCGAGUGGCGCUUUCAGGGACGUGAUGUGGUGGUGAAGAUCCCAAGAGAUUCGUUCCACGAGCCUCAAUCGGCCGCGUGCGAAGCCGCUGCCGCUGCUGCCGCCGCUAAGAACUCCUCUCCCGCACCGGUCCUCAUCAUCGACGCGCCAUCGUGGUUUUGCACGUCCGAUUCUGUCGGCAAUCAUUUGCCACUAUACUUCACUCUUCGAGCCUUGGCCUUGCUGCAUGGCAUCGGAUUCCAGAUGCAGCCGACGUGUGGCCCUAUCAUCCGGGACUCGCCCAAAUACAUCACCGGUUGGUUGCCUCAAAGUGCUUCUCCGAACUGGCCGCCCGAGGUCCCUCGUGACCCCGGCACGAUCAUGCGGGAAAUAGAAGGAACCUGCAAAUGUCGCACGAUCAUCACGCAUGCUUGCACUUACGGUUGGCCGUUAUUUGCCGCCGUUUGGGGUCGCGAGAUCCGAGCCGCAGCCGAGCGCUAUUCGGAUGCACGCAAGGGGGUGUUGGCAAGCAACGGCUCAAAGACGCAGAAGUACACGUAUGACCUCGAUGAUGCCGUCAUCCACUUUCGCUGUGGGGACAUUAUGGAAAUGGAUGCGUCACGGGGCCCGCUCAAUUCUGGGUUUGUGCCAUUGAGUGUGCUUCUUCGCUACCUGCGCCCACUUGCCCCGCGUUCGGUGGGCAUUGUCACAACACCGCUCGUUGAGAAGUGCAGCAGCAAACUCGAGACCCGAGCCAUGGACUGCAAGCACGGCAAGCAGUGCCACGACAUCCUUGAAGACACGACGGUGGGGGCGAUGUCGCGCAUCGCCCUCGCUCAACUCUCCAUCUGCCCACCUAGCACCUUUUGUGUAUGGCCGGCUCUUGGGGCAGUGGAGGGGGUGCUCACUGGCGUUGGGGGUGGGCACAGUAUUGCACUUGAGCCAGGCAAGCGGGCCGCCGCUGCACUUGGAGAAGGGCAUCUGCAUGCAUGGGAGCCGUGCCUUGCGAUGCGGGACCGCUCCGGCGGUGGAGAGCGGUGGCCGGUGGGGGCCGGAUACUCUUACAUGCUAUGUAAACUCUUCGUGUUUCUAGGUUCCAUUUCACUGUGGCACAGCUCGCGUUACAAAACCUUGAUUUUGACCAUUGCGCGAAAAAGAGGGACCGGAUCGGCAGCAGCGCGGGCGGCAGCGGCCGGAGAGGCCGGAGAGCCGUCCGACGGAGGCCGGUCGUGCAUCGGCGCGUCGGCCGCAGGGGCCGUGGGGGCGGCGGCAUCCAUCGCUGCGGGUCGCUGCGGGCCGACGAUUGUGGACUGA